Linum trigynum is the source of this 4837-nucleotide messenger RNA. The record is from the annotation of a GenBank genome assembly. Lineage: Eukaryota; Viridiplantae; Streptophyta; Magnoliopsida; Malpighiales; Linaceae.
UAUCAAAAUCAAACCCUUUGCUCAUAAAUAAAUAAUCGAGUUGACUCUCUAGCCACAAUGUUGAAAGUUGAGACAUCUCAUGAGCUCUAAACGAGCCAGCUCACGAGUUGAGCUCAACAGUCCACCUAGUCGAACUAGCUCUGCGAGCUGCAGAAAACUUAGCUCAAACUCGACUCAUUAAUACACAAGUCGAGUCUCGAAUGAAUUUUUUUCGAGUGAAACGCUGAAUCAGCUCGACUCAUUUACAACCCUAGAAGUAGGUGAACAUAGCCGUGCCCUGAAAGGCGAAAGCUGCACAGGUUCCGACGAAGAAAAAGCAGACAACCAAAAUGCCAUUUCUUCUAUGCUGCUGGGUCCCGUACGGGUCCGGUGUCCGUUGGUUGUAUAACCUUUCCCUUUUCCCAACGCCUGGCCUGACAGGCAAAGGGUUUCCCUCGCUCGCUCGCACCAUUUUUUCCCUCCACUCUCUCCCUCUACCUUAACGCUGCGCGGCACUCACUCUCACCCUCUCUCCUUGCCGUUUGCUACUGAAGAGAGAUAACUCUGCCUUUCCCGUUUUCCUUCUUUGUCUUUUCUUCUCUUCUUUUUUCUCCCUUUUCUCCCUUCUUUCUUGAGCCGCACCCAUUAUCGAGGCCCUCACUUUUCCAUCUGCCCUUGCUUUCUCCCCUUUCUCCACUCUCACUUCUUUGCUCACUGGAGAAUUCCUGUUCUGGGUUCUCUCUCAUUCUGUUUCCCCGUCAUCCAUUUUCCCAUUUUGGGUUCCACUUCUGCAAUUCCAUCCUUCCCCUGUUUCCCCACCUCUCUCUCUCUCUCCGUAGCAUUCAUUGCUAUUUCUGACUGCCAUCUUCAGGUUUCCGUUUAACACCCUGCUUCUGUGAUCUGUCCCUCCCGUUUUUAUGACUCUGCUUCCACCUCAACUACCUCCGUUUGCAUAGCAUUGAUUUCCCACUACUACGUCCGUCUGCUCCUCUGUUACCCUGCUGCCGCCAUUGAAGCUGCCUCUCCCAUCUCUGCUCUCACUUUCCCCUUCCUCUUUCCUCCAAACCCUCAAAUUUUCUUCUGGGUCUUCUGCCGUUCCAUUCCCUACGCCUUAUGCAGCAGCUUAGCUAACUUCAAUUCGGGAGCUUUUUUCUUCAACCAUCUGGGGGGAAAGGAAAAAGAAACAGAGACAAGUGAAACAAAGAAUGGGUACCACGAGCUCGAAGCAGGAGAAAAUUGAAGCAUUACGCCUGUGCAAAGAGCGGAAGAGGUUCAUAAAGCAAGCAAUUGAUUCCAGGUACAAUCUUGCCGCAGCUCACGUCUCUUACAUCAACUCCCUGAAAAACAUUGGCAUAGCUCUCCGCCGCUUCGCCGAGGCCGAGGUGCUCAUCGAGUCCUCUCUUUCGACUGCCUCCGUCACCGAGCUCGACAAUGACAAGUCUCCUUCACACUCAUCCUACCCUUCACCUUCCCCUACUCACCAUGCCGACGCUUCCGACUCGCCGUUGGACGCCGCCGUCUCCCCGCCGGUGAUGCACGUCAGCUACAUGAAAUCCGCAGGCGGCGGCGGCACUGCUGCUACUGUGGUCACGGUCAAACUCAAUAACGUGCAGAAUGCGAAUAGGAUUAGCGUUGAUGGGUUCGACGAAGAUGAGGGUUUGGGAUUCUCCAUGCCAAUGCCGCCCCCGCCUCCGCCGUUUAGUGGGUCUUGGGACUAUUUCGACACAAGUGAUCAUUCUGAGAGCUUUAUGUUUCCAGCGCAGAAUGAGUUGGGGUUUGACUUCCAUGACACGAGAAAGUGGAAUGGAAGGGUUUCGAGUGAUGAUCAUGGUGUAAUAGAUGCUAAGGGGAAAUUGGCACAGUCUGGUUUUCUAGAUGGUAGUAUCACUGCUCAAGCUCCCGCUAAUGGUGACAAUGCAAGGCAUGGAGUGGAGGGAAAUGUUCCGAGGAUCUCAGGUGCGAAAGAAAGCUAUUCAAUGAGGCCCAAGGGAGGUGAAGACAGCCAGCCAGAUACAGUGAGGAAAGCUUGCAAUGGGCCAUCCGUUGAAAUCUUAGUUGCAAAGAAGGAGAAAGCAACUGUAUUAAAAGGGUUAUCAGCAGAAGAGAGAGAAGAUCCUUCUGAGUUCAUUACCCAUAGAGCUAAGGAUUUUCUUUCGAGCAUAAAGGAAAUUGAACAUCGUUUCUUCAGGGCAUCCGAAUCAGGGAAGGAGAUUUCCAGAAUGCUUGAAGCUAAUAAUAUCAGGGUAGGAUACUCUGAGCCAAAAGGAAAGUCUUCUGCAAUAUUAGUUCUGGAAGCUUUCAAUCUUGUUUGCUGCCAGGGAAGGACUGCACUUGUUUCUAAUGAACCUGGGGAAGAUGUAACGAAGGUCAUAACUUGGAAGAGAACAACAUCAUCGAGGUCAUCCUCGUCUCGAAACCCACUCACUAAUGGGGCAAAAGAUGAUGAUGUCUCUGAUAGUGGUAGCGAAUUUAUUGAGGAGUUCUGCAUGAUUUCAGGAAGCCAUUCCUCCACCCUUGACCGACUCUAUGCUUGGGAGAGAAAACUCUAUGAUGAAGUUAAGGCCAGUGAAUGUAUUAGGAAAGAGUAUGAUCAAAAGUGUGAUAAGCUGAGACACCAAUUUGCGAAAGAUCAUAGUGCUCAUGUUAUCGACAAGACUAGGGCAGUUGCGAAAGACCUACACUCACGGAUAAGAGUUGCAAUUCAUUCUGUGGACUCCAUAUCAAAAAGAAUCGAGAAGAUUAGAGACGAAGAACUGCAUCCUCAACUCCUGGAGCUAGUUCAAGGGUUAAUCCGGAUGUGGAAGGCUAUGCUGGCAUGCCACCAUGCACAGUACAUUACCAUCUCCUUAGCAUACCAUUCGAGAAGUACUACAACGACAGCAACAACCCCACAAGGAGACACCCGACGGCAAGCCUUGUCCCAGUUACUGCAAGAGAUCGAGUGUUUUGGAUUGGGGUUUGCAAACUGGGUCAACAGUCAUACAUCAUAUGUCCAAGCUCUUAACGGGUGGCUACUGCACUGCAUCAUGCAACAACCACAAGAGCGAUCGAAGAACAGGAGGCCUUUCUCCCCACGCAGAGCUCUGGCCCCACCUAUCUUCGUUCUCUGUCGAGAUUGGUCUGUCGGCAUCAAAUCCUUGCCAUCUGAGGAACUCAGCAAUGCGAUAAAAUCAUUUUUGGCCGAGGUGGACCAGUUGAUGCAUCAUCAGCAGACGGUAGUAAAGAAUGAUGGUGAUGGAGCCCACCAAGAAACAGAUUCCAAAGUUGAUGCUGAGAAGAAUAACGAUGAUGUAUCUGCAAACUUGAGUUGCAUCCACGCCAGUCUAGCGAAGGUUCUAGAUAGACUAAACAAGUUCUCUGAAGUUUCUCUGAAAAUGUACGAGGAUAUUCGGCAAAAGAGUGAAGCUGCGCGAGUUGCAUACUCGACUUGCAGACCGGUUAGAUUCUGAAGCCGUCGGUAAUCACGAUACGUUUAAGCAGGCAGCAUUUUGAUUUCGGUAGAGAUCUUUAAUGGAAAUAUUACUAAUGUGAAUGUCAAGUACUGGAAUUUAAGUUAUUGAGAGUUGAAAUAGAGAAAGUCUAAUUGAAAAGUAAACUAUUAUAUGUUCAUUCACAUCUCAAAUACUAUACAAAGUAUUUGAUAUCAUUAAUCAAUCCAAAUUGGUUUAACGAUCACCAUCCCCAACCAAUCUUUGUCUUGCCCAACCAUGAUACAUUAUGUGUAUAAAUAUAAUGAUGUACGAGUAGAGGUGGCAAAUGGAUUGGAUUGGUGGUUCCAUGAAUCAAAUGGAUUGGAUCUAAUGGAUUGUGGAUUCAUGGAUUGGAUCAAGUGGAUUGGUGGAUUAUCCAUUAAUCCAAAUGACAUCCUCAACCACGGACCAAUAUGUAAAAUGUAAAAAGUUUGGGUACUAAAAUGUCAUAAUGAAAAAUUUUAGGUACCAAAACGUAAUUUUCCAAUGAUAUUUUUCGUACAAAAAAAAUUUUAGGUACCAAAAUGUAAAAAAUAAAAAUUAUAGGUACCAAAACGUAAUUUGCCAAUGAUCCAUGGAUCCAAUCCAUGAAUCCACCAAUCCAAUUGGAUUUGGAUAAAAUGGAUUGGAUUUAAAUGGAUUGGAUUAGGGGGAUAUUUUUAAUGGAUUGAUGGAUUGGAUUGGUGGAUUGGAUUGAAAUUGCCACCUCUAUGUACGAGUAUCACGAAGAUGGUGAUCGGUGAUCAUGCAAUUCUACCUUCUGGUCAUAACAAUACACGAACCAGAACAUAUAGUGGCGUCUUCGGUGCACUCACUUUUUUGGGUGCAUUUAGUGCACUCACUUCAUAACGGUCAUUUUAAACAUGCGAUUUAUGUCAAAAUGAUGUCAUUCAUCACUUAUGAUGUGAUGAAUAAUAACGCACAUGAAUUUGCACAAAAACCAUUGAAGAUUUACUUUAAUUUGAAGGAUUUAGAGUUUAGAGAUAGGGUUAGGGUUUACAAUUUGGGGUUUAGUGAUAGAACUCAAAAUUGGAGGUCUAGGGCUUAGGGUAAUCCACUAAUUAGUUGUUAUCAUCUGUUAUAUCAUCAUAUUAUACUAAUUCUACAAAUUAAAAUUCAAAAUCCGACACCUUAAGACUAGUUUUUGAGUUGGGUGCAUUGAGCGCACUCAUUUUUAUGAGUGUACUGAAGUAGUCACCACACACACACAUAUACAUACAUAUAUAUAUAUAUAUAUAUAUAUAUAUGGUGGCGUUUUCAGUGCACUCACUUUUUUGGGUGCAUUCAGUGCACUCGCUUCAUAAUCGUCAUUUUAAACAUGCGAUUUAUGUUAAAAUGAUGUCAAUCAUCACUUAUGAUGUGAUGAACAAUAAAGCACAUGAAUUUGC